Messenger RNA from Contarinia nasturtii (swede midge), 2722 nucleotides. RefSeq names its product xaa-Pro aminopeptidase ApepP-like. Lineage: Eukaryota; Metazoa; Arthropoda; Insecta; Diptera; Cecidomyiidae. The coding region runs from base 269 to 2314 and encodes 681 amino acids. The transcript is spliced from 12 exons. The record is from RefSeq and is a predicted model, not a curated record.
UAAUUCUGACGCACGUAUCGUUUUUAAUUGUGAAUUUUUAUGAAACGCAUUCACCUGACACGUAUCUACCGUUUGACAUUAGAAAUAUUUCCACUAUCGAUUUCAUUUUAUUUGUGCAAUAGAUUCAAAUCGGAUACGGUAACUUGCUAAAACGUUGAACAACAAAAGUACCGAGAGAGGGAGUGUUGGCUGGCAAAACAAGAUAGUGUCGGGAAAACGAGAUUUCGAAUCAAUUUAAAUUUUAAACGGGGUGUGAAUUGUGAAGAGAAUGAGUACGACAUCAAAUACAAAAUUAAUAUUGACCGGCGCCGCAUUGCUCAUCGCGAUUGUUAGUUGUAGCUUGGCAGUUGCAAGAGCAAUUACAAAUGAUGAAAUAUCACCAGAAAUAGAUAAAGGAGAACCGACAUCGGCAAAAAUUGUAGCAAACAUACGAAAAGUGAUGCAAGAUGUAAAUCAUGUAAACACUGUGCUUAAUGCAUAUAUAAUACCAUCAGUAGAUGCACAUCAAAAUGAAAAUGUAGCCGAUCACGAUAAACGUGUUCAAUAUGUAUCAGGAUUUACGGGAAUUGCCACAAUUGUGAUAACUGAGAAUAAAGCCGUACUUUGGACGGACAGUCGAUAUAUCCAGCUGGCCAAGAAGCAACUUGAUAAAGAAACAUGGACAGUAAUGGAAGUGGGAAAUCAAGACAUACAAACAAUUGCCGAGUGGCUUUCAAAAGAAUUGCCACAAAGUUCACGCGUCGGAAUCGAUUCAUUUUUAAUUGAAGCAAAAGCAUUUCAUUCACUUCAUGAUUAUCUUUCAGCCAACGGUGAUCAUUCGCUGCUGGUGGAAAAAAAUCUCGUCGAUGUUGUAUGGGAUGGUCAACCCGAUUAUAAAAAACCAGCACUUGAACCAAUUGACCCAAAUUCUUCGGGCGAAAUAAUAAAAACAAAAUUGGAACGUGUUCGAACGAAAAUAGAAGCAAAAAAAGCGGAAAUGUUGAUUGUAACUAAUUUGGAGGACAUAGCUUGGUUUCUCAAUCUGAGAGGUGGCGAUAUCGACUAUUCAGCUGUAUUCUUUUCAUAUCUAAUUAUUUUUAACGACAUUAAAAUUAAACCGCAAUUGUUUUUAUUGGACAAAGAACGUGCCAAAGCUCAUAAAAUAGACAACCACUUUAACACCGAACAUGUAGACAUUGCAAUUGAAGAAUAUGCAUCUAAUGAAAUAAUAGUGGGAAUUAGCAAAGCUCUUCGUAACAUAAACGAGAGAGGUAAAGUAAUUUUGUCAUCGCCAAGUAAAGCGAUUCAUUCGACUAUUCAAGAAUCACGAAGAAUCGAAGCCGAAAGUCCAAUAAGGUCAAUGCGAAUAAUUAAAAAUGAAAAAGAAAUAAAAGGGAUGCGCGAGGCACACGAACGAGAUGGUGUGGCAAUUGUUAGGUAUUUACAUGAGUUGGACAAAGGAAUCGAUGAUCAAUUUAUUACGGAAACAGAGGGUACAAAACUACUCGACAAAUUUAAAAGUCAUGAAAUGUACCGCAAAUUGAGUUAUCCACCUAUAAGCGCUGUUGGCGCUCAUGCUGCAAUAGCAAAAGCCGCUAUAAGAGACCAGUACGAUAGUCAAAUUACACGGCAAGAAAUUUACUUAAUUGACUCGGGAACUCAUUAUAAAGAUGGAACGACUGAAAUGGCGCGCACAGUACAUUUUGGCAGACCAACACCUGAUGAGAAAAAUGCAUUUACACGCGUUUUGAAAGGUUUUAUAUCAGUGGCAACAGCUGUAUUUCCGCCAAAUGCACCGUUUUCAUUCUUUGAUGCGAUGGCAAGACGUUCAUUAUGGGAAAUUGGAAAGGACUAUGAUCAUGCGACAGGUCAUGGUGUCGGAACAUAUUUAAAUGUUUUUGAAAAUCCGCCGUUGUUAACCAGUAAAAAUGAGCCACCAGGUAUGUGCGAAAACAUGUUUACAACUAACGAGCCCGGUUAUUACGAGGCUGAAAAAUUCGGCAUUCGAAUCGGCAAUGUACUGCAAGUCGUUAAAGUACCAAAUUCAUCGGAGUAUUUCAACAAAAAUGGAGCGUAUAUGUUUGAAGAUUUUACAAUGGUUCCGAUUCAAACAAAAAUGAUAAAUGUAGAUUUGCUUAGCGAAUCAGAGGUCGAAUGGUUGAACAAAUAUCAUAAGCGAGUAUUCGAAAAUAUCCAAAAACAUUUGAGUGACGACUCGAAUAUUAUUGCAUGGUUAGAAAAGGAAACUAAACCGAUAUCAAAGAAAAAGGAGGAUUGCAAUGAAAUUACAACACCUGAAAGUCAAGUGACAACCAUAACUCCAACCGAACAAUGAUGAUGCCAUUACAUAUCAUAUCCAAUUCAUGAACGACACAUACAUCCAAAUCAUCUACAAUAAUUAACUAGGGGACGGACACCAUUAUAAAUAUUAGACUAGUUGUGAAAUUUUACCGCAUAUUUUGUACAAUAUUUUUUCAAUAUCUAUUUUGUACGAUUUUACUGCCCAAAUCGUACUUUCCGCUUUGUAAGUUCUACUGCCUAUUUUGUAUUUAACCGAACUGUAUGACGUUUCGUUUCUGUGUUCGUUGAAAAAAAUCUCAACCAAAGUUUGGACAUACACGUAAACGGUGCGACAAUGGUUUAAGUACCACCCUGCAUUCAACAAAAUUUUGAUUAUAAACACAUUGUUAAAGCUGUGACCCAUUAAUCGGCAAUAAAAAAAAACAUUUAAAUAAUGCAAAUA